Hemiscyllium ocellatum (epaulette shark) is the source of this 4647-nucleotide messenger RNA. RefSeq names its product FERM and PDZ domain-containing protein 1-like. Gene Ontology annotation, cellular component: cytoskeleton. Gene Ontology annotation, molecular function: protein binding. The record is from RefSeq and is a predicted model, not a curated record. NCBI's taxonomy places the organism in Eukaryota, Metazoa, Chordata, Chondrichthyes, Orectolobiformes, Hemiscylliidae. Gene Ontology annotation, biological process: signal transduction. Bases 1 to 4647 code for a protein of 1548 amino acids. The transcript is spliced from 16 exons.
AUGGAAGAACCAGAGGAUAACAUGGUCCAAGUCCGCAAAUCCCACAAAGUUGAACAAGUGGUGUCAAAAUGGCUUCGCCUUACACGAGAUAAUUCACAGAGAAGUGAUGUAAGUCCAGCCGAUGGAGCAGCUGCUAACACAAACCAGCCAAGCAGCCCUUUGAAGGUCACAGUGAAGAUUAUCAAAGAUCCACUCCUGGACCACGGUUUUAUGGUCUCAGAAGAUUCACCAGUAUGUGUGAAGUCUGUCACUGCAGGUGGUCCUGGAGAGGGAAAGCUAUUCCCAGGUGACCAGAUUUUACAAAUUAACGACAUGCCUCUGGAUACAAUUUCCCAGGAACAUAUCGAUAACAUUAUUAGGGAAUGUGGUAACACUGUUACAGUGACUGUCCUGCGAAAUACCCCUGGGCCCAAGUCAUCAUUUAUUACUGAAGAAAAGCGAGCCAGAUUGAAAAGCAACCCAGUCAAAGUACACUUCGCUGAGGAAGUGAUCGUCAAUGGCCAAGUACAGGGUAACUCGCUACUCUUCAUGCCCAGUGUUCUCAAGGUGUAUUUGGAAAAUGGACAGACCAAAGCUUUUCGAUUUGAGAAAAAUACAACAGUGAAGGAUAUCAUCCUCACCCUGAAGUCAAAGUUAUCCAUCCGUUGUAUUGAGCAUUUUGCUCUGGUUUUGAAGGAACGAUACACUGUCAACAAGAUCUAUCUCUUACAUGAUGAUGAACUCAUUGAGCAGGUGGUCCAGAAGCAAGAGCCCCGUGAUUAUAGGUGUCUCUUCAGGGUUUGUUUCCUGCCAAGAGAUCCACUUGUACUUUUACAAGAUGAUCCAGUUACUUUUGAAUACCUCUACUCACAGAGUUGCAAUGAUGUGCUGCUGGAGAGGUUUGCGAUGGAGAUGAAAUGCAACACUGCUAUCCGUCUCGCAGCACUGCAAAUUCAGGAAUGCAUCCUCAGCUCCAACCAUUCUGAGAAAGUCUCCAUGAAGUACAUUGAGAUGAAAUGGGGAAUUGAGAAUUUUGUCUCAUCAACUCUACUUGAUAACAUGAAAGAGAAAGAUAUCAGAAAGGCCAUUAACUAUCACCUUAAGAACAAUCAUAGCUUGAUUGCACCAGGACAAAAGCAACUGAUAUCCACGGCACAAGUCCGGCUGAAUUACCUGAACAUACUGAGUGAUCUUCGAGCAUAUGGAGGGAAAACCUUUAACGCAACCCUUCUGCUGCAGGACAGAGAAUCAUUUAUCACAUUGUUGGUCGGAGCCAAAUAUGGUAUCAGCCAAGUUAUUAACAGCAAACUCAAUAUUAUAAACCAGUUAACAGACUUCAACAACAUCCAGAAGUUGGAAUUGACCUUUGAGUGUGAGAAGAUCAGUGUGGUGAACAUCUACCUGAUGGAUGUGAAGUCUCUGACGUUGGUACUGGAAACUCAUCAUGCUAAAGACCUUGUGUGUUUGAUUGCUGGAUAUCAUAGGCUAUAUGUGAACUCAACAGACUCCAUAUUCAUCUGGCCUGGCAACUCUCAAAGUCAGACAACUGAAGAAGGUGACGAAGCCCGAGGAUUAAGUGAUUCAGAGUCAUCAUCAGACAUUGAGUCUAUAGAUAUCCACAAAUUGAGAAAUGGAUUCAUAGGGCCUCUGACUGAAGAAAAUGAGGACAUUGAGAACUCGGAAAGUGAGGCUACAGACAGUGACUGCUUACGGGAGAAUAUCCAGGAAGAGACCAGUUGCAGCACAGGGGAUGUGUCUGAUCUGAAUGACGAAGCAACAAGUCAGGGAGGAGACUUUUGUGAAAGAAGCUGUUCUGCUGACUCUAUGGACGAACUGCAAAUGGAGACUUCAGCUCCACACUCACAUGGUGAAAUUUCUGAAGGUGAUGACAAAGAUUCUAACACUGAAGAGAGUGAUGGUGAGCCAGUUACAAAGAAGCACUGUACCAUGGAAUUGAAAGACAGUUUUGAACAACCUUCAGCAGACUCCUUAGCCUCUACUCCGACCCUUUCUAAAUGCAUUGCACGUUUUACAAAGGUGGUUUGCUCUAUUCCCGACCUCAGCCAAAGUGAGAACCCAUGCACUGCAGAAGUUUGCAACCAGUGCCCCAGAAACGAGGGUGACAGUUAUGCAGAAGGGGACGAGUCUUGGAAUUUGACAAGUCAUGGCCUGCUCACUGAGUUACCACCUGCUAUUGAUGGGGACCUAUCCAGUGAGGUCCUCACUAUCCCGAUUCUGGCUCCUCCCCCUGACUUUCAGGACAGCAGCUCUGAUGAUGAAUUUUUCGAUGCAGCUGAAAAGAUUACUCAUGUGGAAGGUUCAGGUGACAUCAAAUUCAGUGGAACUGAAGCAGAGUUGGAGUCUGCUAAAAUUAAGGGGAUUGAAGCAAAACAAAAUGUGCAGAUAAGUCCAAGUCUUUAUGGCACAGGACUGGACAUCAAAUCUGUUGAAUGCAUCAAAGGUAAACCAGAAGAAAUAAAAUACACAACCACAGGAAAAAGACAUUUUGCAUCUGAUGACGUAUAUGAUGUAAAAGCUGUUCAAUUGCAGCGUCAUUCAAACAAACAUGGAGAUCGUAUGUGUUGUAAUGAAAAGAAACAUGUUAAGACAAAAAUGCAUCGAUGGAAUGCUCUUUCUUCUUUGACAAGUAUUGAAAAUGAACCUGCCUUGUUGGAAACUAAGCCUAUUGGUCCAUUAACAUCCAUUUCCACCUGUGCCAAUAAAAAGGUCCAAUCAGAUUUAAUGGAAAUGGAGCCAGAUACCAUGGAAACAAAGUCAGUCACAGAAACAAUACCAGUCAUUACUCCAGUUUCAGUCAGACGUUACCCAUGUGAUUCAGGCAUGAGAGAGGAAUGUGCUUCUCAUACAGAGACUAAAGCAGGAGAAAAAUUAAACAUUUCUCUUAAAGCUCAGCUGCCUGGAGGUGACUGCACCAAUGUGGAGGAGUGUUCAAGUCCUUCAGGAGUAAUUCUAGAGCUUGCUCAUGCAUACUCACAGAAUCUAACAGAAGAUAAGAUGCAUAAUGUUACCACUGUGUCUUGCACUGAUGAACAACAAACCAUGAACACAAUUAGCAUGAAAGACAUAGGGCAAGGUGAAGCAAUUGUCAAAAACAAUACAGUCCUAGAAAUGGGAGAUGAACAUGCUCAGUGGAUGAACCAGGAUCAAAGUGGAACUGCAUUCAGGCAAACUUUAUAUCAAGUAAACUCCAAGGAAAAUAUGUUCAUCUCUGAAGAAGUGGUUAAAAAUGGUCAAAGAAGAGGAUCAUGUUCCCAAAAUGAUGAUGGCAGUACAACUUCACGGAUGUAUUCUGUGAUGUCUACAGAAGAUCUGACAGCACUGACAGAAAACUCAGUUCUGGAAGAGGAAAUUUCCAGCAGGAGGAACUCAUCUAAGACAGACAAAAAAAGCAAAGAUGCUUACUCCCUUGACAUAUCCAGGUUACGUCUGAAUUUAAACCGAGUCUCCUUUAAGACUUUCGGCAUGGUUAAACAUUUAAAAUCACCACACUUAGAACCAAAGAUUGAAACUUGCGCAGUGAGGUCUCUUAGCAUUUCUGAGUGCAAUACGGAGCCUGCAGAAGACAGCUCGAAAGAUGACUUAUCAAAAACAGAACAGAUCUCUAACCAGACUGAGGCAAGUAUAACUGAGAUCAGUACAUCGAUAAUUUGCCCUCAAGAUAGAAACCUUCCUCAGGAAAUAUCUUCACUGACAAAUACACCAAGGCAGCUUUAUGAAAUAGACAACUCAACCAUUCAGGAAUCUGCAACUGCAACUCAGCAAAAUGAAUGUCCCUCCACCAAACUGAGCUGUCUCCAACAAAUAAAAAAUAAACACAGUUUGAAUGUUGACUCCAGAGUUCAAGCUAUCCUCACAACUGACUUGGAUAAGGAAAUAGAUGAACAGCUCCCAAUGAGUGAUAAGGACACAUGUAGCUGUAAGAUAGUAUAUGGGAAUUGUUUUCGAGCACAGGGUACUGAUGUUAAUGACGAAAGCAAAGAUUUAGCAUAUUCCAUACGGCAGUGUUCACCAAAGACCACCCCACCUGAUUCAGGAAACCACCUCUCUCAAUACCUCACCACAUUUACUGGGCAAAGUGAGAAAUCCAUGCUUACCAGUUGCUCCUUUGAUUUACCUAAAACUGAUCUUACACCAAAGCUUGAAGGUUCCAUUCUGUCACAAUUCAAGGCUAAAAGAUAUAGCAUGCCGAAUGGAUUCCAUCUGAUACGGAACGAUAUCAUGGAGCUACUCAAUCUGCUGAAAGAAUUCCCCAGAGAAAGUCAUAUUGAGGAAGAAUGUGCAAUACUUACUUCAUCAAUAAAGGAGAAAUUAUAUACUGAAAGUGGAAAACUGAUGUCUGCUUGCCAGAAGGGCAUUAAAGUAGACCAGGCUCCUGUGGAGAUGCUCCUGAGAGUUUCUGAAAGUUUCCAGGCCCUCAUACAGCUCACAGCAACAUGUCUCCAGUUCACGACCUGCAUGCAUUGCGCAGAACGUCAUGCUGAAGUGGUCAAUAACUUAAAAGAAGUUUUUUUCACUUAUAAAACCUUUGUGAAAAUCUCUCAGGAUGCAUGCAGCAGGAAGUGUGAUGACUUAAGCAUGAAACUCCUGGCUCAACAGUGUAAUGCACUGACUGCUGAUGUUUUCUGCCUGACGCAGUCAUUCAAAUAA